Botrytis fragariae is the source of this 870-nucleotide messenger RNA. RefSeq lists its product as uncharacterized. The record is from RefSeq and is a predicted model, not a curated record. The transcript has 4 exons. Lineage: Eukaryota; Fungi; Ascomycota; Leotiomycetes; Helotiales; Sclerotiniaceae. Bases 1 to 870 code for a protein of 289 amino acids.
AUGUCUGAGAAGUUGUGUAGGAUGAUGGAGUCUCCAAUUCCUGUUCCGCUCGAAGCUGGUCUUGAGGUUGGGCGUCCGAGACCUAUCAGCCAUCAGGAUGGGCUGCAGGUUGAUUGGGAGGCACAAACAAAAUACGAGGCGGCGCUCACACAGCGAGAAAUUGUGGCGGAGCUGGAAGGAAACCGACAAUUCCUAAGAAGUUAUCGUAGAAUCUUGGGAGUGAGCGUCAUGUGGUUCUGGAUCUUUAUGGUGGUCAUUGUGGCUCUUCUGGCUGCUGGAAUUGGGGGUGGAAUUGCCGGCGAGAGCUCAAACAUUACAUCGCCAUGCCAGAUUGAUUCAGGGGCAAACAACAACUCUAUAUUUCUAGUAACAUCCCAUCAGGAUACAGUACCCACGAACUUCCGACUAUUUUGCAAUCGAACUUUCGAUGUACCUUCGAGUGUACGUCUUAUGCAGUUUGCAAUACCUGAUUCUAUAGCCAAUAUGGAUGGUUGUAUGGAAGCAUGUUUAGAUCAUAACACAGGAGGAUCCAACAGCAGUAAUGAUGAGCCCAAUGAUUCGUGUUAUGCUGUUACAAUCAAUACAAACGAGACGACCGGACAGCAAUGGUGCAAGUUAUUUUCAGCCACUGAGUGGGGAACUGAUGCAGUUGGAGCAGAUUGCGCAGUUAAUCUCUCGCCACCCAGCUUACCCGGCACUACCAGCCUUCAGACCAGAGUGAGAAACAUCACACUUAGUUCAACUACCUCUGGAGGAUGUACACUUGCGUCGAAUGGGGUAACAACUGCCACUUCUGUCGUUCUUGUCUCAGAACUGGUGAUCGAAGGUCAAACCCUGACGGCAUCAAAGCCAACAUCCACUGCCUAUUAG